AUGAGUGUGUCCCUAACGGGAGAAACGGAGGAGCCGGACUACGAGAAGUUCGAAGAGCUCAUGGCGUUUUGGGAGACCAUUCCGCGGGGAUUCCCUGCGUCGUGGCACACAGCUCGGGAAACAGCAAGCACUCUGCCCGAAGGAGGACGCACGCUGACUGCGAUCAAAGACAUUGUUUCUGAAGCCCGUCGGAACGAACGGAAAGCUAUCAUAUCGUUGGACAUCCUGCUGUGCAGGGCGGCGACGGCUGAUUUCGUGCCGGAGAGUUAUCUGCAGGAGUUCCGCUGCAUUUAUGGACAACUGCUGGGAUUGGCGAGACCACACCCUAUGAUGGAAAUAACAGAGGACGUUUGGGAGAGUGAAUACGCCCCUAAAGUCUCCGUUGGGGAAACUCGCCCUGGGUAUGAGUGGGUCGCCCGAAUUUUCAAACUGCUGCGACUUGUACGAGGUCUAGAUUGUCCUGAGGUGAUCUUUAUAGUAGGAGUAUAUCUGAACAGGAAAUUCUUGACCUAUCUAGGGGGAGAAGUAUAUCGAUCUUGGCGCCAGAAAUUGAUCACUGAUUUCCCGGAGUUACUGUAUCGGUUUAUUGGUGAUGGAAUGACCGACUUAUCUGAACAAGAGAUGAAGGAGUAUAAACGCCAGGAGCUUGAGAAAAUAAGGAAGCGCCUGGACGAGCAGCAGCCAUUAUCCAUUUAG
Molecule: messenger RNA, 696 nt
Organism: Trichoderma virens Gv29-8
Lineage: Eukaryota; Fungi; Ascomycota; Sordariomycetes; Hypocreales; Hypocreaceae
Exons: 1
Coding region: 1-696 (231 amino acids)
Source: RefSeq, a predicted model, not a curated record